This is a messenger RNA of Taeniopygia guttata (zebra finch), 8624 nucleotides long. NCBI's taxonomy places the organism in Eukaryota, Metazoa, Chordata, Aves, Passeriformes, Estrildidae. The record is from RefSeq and is a predicted model, not a curated record.
GCGUCGCGUCGCUCGCUUCCCUCUAGGACCGCGCCGCCGGCGGGGAGGAAGGGGCGCGUCUCCCCGGAGCCUUCGUCGCCCCGCGCCCUCCUUCCCAGGCCCGGUGCCGGAGGGGGUGGGGGUGGGCGCCCCGCGGGUCCCCUCAGGCUCGGCGGUGCCCGGGGCGGGUGUUGGUGACUUCAGUCAUUUAGGGAUUUAAUUCUGAGGAAGUAGAGACACAAGGAUUGAAUUUCUUUUACAUAGAAAAGCUACAGCUCUUCACCAGUACUCUUUUUACUCUUUCCCAUCCUUCCCUGCUCCGCAGGGGAGAACAAUUUGGGAAUUAUUUUAAACAUUGAUUUACUCCCCCCUCCCUCUCUCAGAAAUCUACCCUGGUCCCAGAGGUAUCCGCUAGACAGUGCCUGACAGGACCAGAAGAACGUUAUCACUGCUUGCUUGCUUUGGGAGCUCCAGCAGUACCCUUCCCUCCUUUGGGGUGUAGUGCAGGGAGGCAUCCAGAAGACUUCCGUGCCACCCUUUUUGGUUAGUAGAGGAUCCAGGAAAAGGGGUACCUAGCGAGACACGUGACCUCCUUAAGGGAGCCAGAACUGAAGCAGCACUUGGCACGCUGAAGGAAACACCCAUCUUUAGUCCCUUUUUCGUCUUCCACUCCUUCCUCACCAAAUUUCUGCAGUUCCAUUGGAAGGAGACCUUGAAGGUUGCAAGACAAGUCCAAGAUGUGCAGUUCAGUUGCUCCCAGGCUGUGGUUCUUAACAGACCGCCGCAUCAGAGAAGAUUACCCUCAGCAGGAGAUCCUGAGAGCACUGAAGGCCAAGUGCUGUGAAGAGGAGCUGGAUUUCCGGGCCUUGGUGAUGGAUGAAGUGGUGCUGACCAUUGAGGAUGGAAAUCUUGGUCUCCGGGUGAAAGGGGAGCUCAUUACUGCUUACCCACAAGUGGUGGUUGUGCGUGUGCCAACACCUUGGGUCCAGAGUGACAGCGACAUCACAGUCCUUCGCCACCUAGAGAAGAUGGGCUGUCGAUUGAUGAAUCGUCCUCAAGCCAUCCUCAACUGUGUCAACAAGUUCUGGACAUUUCAAGAACUUGCUGGCCAUGGUGUGCCUCUUCCAGACACUUUUUCAUAUGGUGGUCAUGAGAAUUUUUCCAAAAUGAUUGAUGAGGCGGAAGUGCUGGAGUUCCCUAUGGUGGUGAAGAACACGCGGGGUCAUCGAGGUAAAGCUGUGUUCCUGGCACGAGACAAGCACCAUUUGGCAGACCUAAGCCAUUUGAUCCGUCACGAUGCCCCUUACUUAUUUCAAAAAUACGUUAAGGAGUCCCAUGGCAAGGAUGUGCGCGUCAUCGUAGUGGGAGGCCGUGUGGUGGGCACCAUGCUCCGCUGCUCGACAGAUGGGAGGAUGCAGAGUAACUGCUCACUUGGUGGUGUAGGAAUGAUGUGCUCGCUGAGCGAACAAGGCAAGCAGUUGGCAGUCCAAGUGUCAAACAUCCUGGGGAUGGAUGUGUGCGGCAUUGACCUGCUGAUGAAGGACGACGGCUCAUUCUACGUCUGCGAGGCCAAUGCAAAUGUAGGUUUCAUUGCCUUUGACAAGGCUUGUAAUUUAGACGUAGCUGGUAUCAUAGCGGACUAUGCCGCUUCCCUGCUGGCCCCCGGCCGCUUGACACGGCGCAUGUCCCUGCUCUCCGUGGUGUCCACGGCCAGCGAGACUAGCGAGCCAGAGCUGGGCCCUCCACCUGGGGCCGCUGUCGACAACAUGAGUGCUAGCUCCUGCUCUGUCGACAGCGACCCUGAGACCACGGAGAGAGAAUUGCUCACCAAGCUCCCGGGGGCUCUCUUCAACAUGAACCAGCUACUAGCCAAUGAGAUCAAGCUCCUUGUGGAGUGAUGCCACGUGUAAAUAGGUGACCAACAGAACUCUCUCUUGUAAUUUUUUUUUUUUAAACCAACUUGCAAUGCUGUUUAUCAGAGAUGCUCAGAGGAAUGAGGAAAGGGGGGGUGGGAGUGUCAGUCAAGAGAGCAAAAGUAAAAGGCACACGUGCUGUGGUUGCUGUCCUUACUCAUUUGCGGAACAUUAAAUUAUCUUCGUUCUUCAUCAGUUUUACAGCGGAGAUGCUCAGUUCAUAACCAAGCAGCAAUUUUAUUUGGAUGCUGCUUUGGUCCCCAGAUAUAUUGCAGUUCAUGUGUCUUCACAGGCAAGCACUGAAGCGUGAUUCACACUUGAAGAUUUUCAGAAAGUUGUCUGGCAGCUCGCUAGAAACUUCUGUGAAUUAUUGCACCAGUUAAGUCUCUUCUACCUCUGUAAGGCUUGAUCCUGUAAAUUGCCGAGUGCCUCAAAUUCUUUAUGUGAGUUGAAGGUGUUAAAUACCAAGUAUUUCAAAAUUCCUGGACACCUAUUGUUCCUACUCUUGUAGAUGGGAGCUGUAAGUUCAGGAUCCUUUUAAAGUCAUCACUUUUUGACCUUGCAGGGUACGGCCUUUCAAAUGAUGAGGCUGAGAGAAGUAUCAGUUGACUUAAUGUGAACUUUCUGUAAAAAUCUGUAGAUUGUACCAUCUUGGUAUUAAGUGGCAGCUUUGUGUCUAAAUUCCUUUAUAAAGCUUUUAAAGGAGGAUACUUCUGUUUUUCUCAUUUCAAAUCCUGAUUUUGGAAGGUAUAUAGGGGAAUUGGUUGUGGGCAGAAGUGGCAUGUUUUUAACUAUUUUUUGCAUGGUUGGAGGAGAUAAACAGCACUGUAAUGUUUGGUAUGCAAAAUGAUGUUUAAUCUAAAAAUGUGAAAAAGAAUUACACUAGUUUAAAGCAAACGUGCAUCGACUUGUAUUUGUUAGUGUUUUAGUCUUUCUGAGAGAGAUCUGCAAUGUUAAUGUUCCUUUUUCUUUAAUACAUGCUAGUCCAACACUCCCUUCUCUAUGCCUGCAUCUUUAACAGUGGCCAAAGUGAAAACACCGCAGACUGUUUGUUAAGAAAACACUGAGUUGUAGCCUGUACAUUGGUGGGGGGGUUGUUUGUUUGUUUGUUUUUGUUUGCUUUUUUUUGGAGGGAGGAAUGUGGUAAGGUGUGGAGGAGGGAGGAGCUGGUUAAAAGUGAUUAGUCAUCUAGAGGAAUUUUAGAAUAAAGCUGCAGUUCAUACAAUACUUACCAGGCUUACUUUUUCCCCACUGAACAUAAACUGAUGUUGGCAUAAAUCCAAAGAGUAUAACUGGGGAGAAAUAUUCAGUUCUUAGCUUUGGAAAACGUGGCAGAUUUAAAAAAGGAGAAAAAAAGAAAAAGAAGGAAAAAGAAAAAAAAGAGAGCUCAGCCAGAGUUUUUAAAAAAAAGAAAAAAAAUAACCUAGGUCCACAAACAAUUAAGGGAUUGAUCCUAGGCCUUUACAUGUGUGUGGUGUGAGUGCACACACUCGUGUGUGUUUGUGUGUGCACAAUUGUUUUCCUUUAUUUUUUUGAGGGUGUUGGCUGUUUAGCUCCUAAUUUUUUGCAGACUUCCUGAUUUUCCUUAAUCCUUCUGGCUGUGCAUUUUCUCAUUAGCCUUGAGCUGGUUUGGAAAACAGAUAACCAAAACAAAUACUGAGUCCAUUUUUCAGUCCCUGUCUUCCUCCUCCUUUUCCUCCUCCUUCUCCCUUUUCAUUCCCCUCUUAUUCGCGGGGUUCAUAAAGCCCUGGAGCUAUAUAUAUAUAUAUAAAUAUAUAUAUAAAGAUAAGCCUCUUUUUUAAAAACAAAAAGUAAAACGUUUACAAUUGAAUAAUCAUCUUGUGAAAAUAGGUUUGUUUGGAGGGGGGUUGUGUGUGUGCAAUGCUGCUGUUUUCUGGAUACUUUAAUGGAGCAUGUCCCAUGUACCCUCUGAGGUUCUGCACUGCCCACCUCUGUGGCCCUUCCUCACCUCUCUGCUGCUCUGCUGUUUUACCUUCACUUGGACCUUAAACACAACUCACGGACACUAUGCAGAGAGUCUUCAAGAGGCAAUAAACAGAACAGUAUUAACCUACUUUAUGGAGGUUUGAUCAUGCUUCUUUGUACAGUUUGGUUUUUUUAUUUUAAAAGGAAUGUAAUAAAAUGGCGCUUUUUUUUUUUUUGUAGAAUUAAAUAUUAUUAUUAAAAUCAAGUGAAAGGUUGACUGUUGGUGUUAAGCAGGAAGGUGGACCAGCUGGUCCAGCAAAAAAAUGAUCUUCAGCAGUAAAAAGGCAUUUUCAAAUCCUUCUUACUGAGCCUUCAAGUGCACAGGUUAUACCUGAAGAAUAUAAAGGUCUUCAACCUCUGUGAAGAAUUACAGAACGACAGAACAUGAAAGUAACCUAAUUCUCUAGUCACUGAGCAGAAAACUCUCUUAGAAGAGUUCUCUACUUCCCUUUCUUGUUUAUCCAAGGGGAAUUUGGGGUGGAGGGUGGCUCUUUUUUUUGUUCUUGUUUUUUUCUUUUUUUGUCUCUUCCUUUUUACUGGUAGGUGCCUGCAUUCCUUGACAGGCUGAUAGGAUCAAUCCUUCCCUUUCUAGCUGACACACAUUGAGCACAUGUGGAAUAACAGCAGGGAGUAAACAGGUGCUAGUUGGUAUACAAAGGCUUUCAUAUUUCUAUCACAGGAAACAUCUUUUAGAUGAAAGUUAACUAAAUAUUCUGGAUUAUUUUUCUGAGUUCCUGUAGUAUCUUGUAGCUCACAGGAACCUUACAUUUCUAGCACCCUUUCAAAAUGUCUAGGUUACACCUCACAGUCAUAAAUUUCAUGAAGUAAACAUAAGACUUUUUAAAAAAAGUCUAAGUGGGUUGUGAGAUUUGCAGUUUGACUCCCUUCUGAUAAGUUGCUCCUCUGGUUGGUGCUUCCAUUACUAGCUUGGAGAGAAGUCUAUGCAUAGUGGUCACAGAGGGAAACAGGAUUUGAAACACCACGUGUGUGUGUUUGGAUAUUGGGUAUUGAUGCUGCAUGAAAACCUUGCUUGAGGGUUCAUUUGUACAAAUGGGCACACUUGUCUCAUGUAUUUACUCCCUACUUACUCAUUGCUCCUGAAACAGUGAAAUGCAAAAAAUGGCCUGGGGAUGCAAGGGGGCGGGGUGUGUCUCGUUUUUACUCAAAGGGAAAAACACCAACACACCUAGCCUGUGGAAACCAGGCAGUGUUUCCUGUUGAAGGUGAACUCCACAGAUGUCAGCUUUAUACACUUUAUUUUCUUCAGUUCUGUGUGCUGAAUCACACCCUAAACUUCUAUACAGUUGCACUAACGCUACCUCCAUAUGUGGGUUUGGAAGCAUGUGCUGAAAAAAUGGUCAAUAAUGGUGGAUUACAGUGGUGCCAAUACAGCUGAUGGUGAUACAACUAUUUUUGUAUAUUUUAAUGUUUGAAAGAGCCAGUUAGAAACUCAUUUGCAAGAAUAAGUUUCUUAAAUUGCAUCUGAUGAAAUUUUUUUCUCUGUAACACUGGAGAUUUUUUCUGUUCAACUUAAUGUGUUUGUAAGUAAUGUCUUGCUGUCGAUGUAUGGAUUGUAUCUUAAUCCUUGUAUUUAAUGCUUUAAUGUGUUUUCUAAAAUCUUUUCUUGUAAUGUUACAACACCUUAUCUGUAAAACAGUGCCAAUGCUUGAUGUUUACAUUGACUGUUAUAUUUUUUGUUCUGAGUUGAUGGUCAGUCUUGAAGCCUUUUCUCCCAAUUCAUGUGCUGUCCUUGCUGUGUGAUAUUUACUCGGGAAAUAACCUCUGGAACAUCUGGGUAUGUCAGUCGCAAAGGAGAUGCUUCUUCAGAUGUUUUACUGGACUACAAAAUCCAACAAAUGAAACCAGUGACACUUGCUAAAUUCCCUCAUUGCAAAAAUCUGUCAGUUAAAUGCAUAAGGGAUAAGGGCUUAGAGAGACUUUGCAAACAGAUUGUACAGUAUCUUUCUCAUGGCUCACUCUUUUUGAGAAGGUUUAUGGGCUUUAUGGCUGGUGUGAGACACACGACCCACUCCUGUUCUCUCUAUGGAAUAGUAGGUGCUCGGACAGGUAACUUCUGUUGCUACUGUCUUUUUUAAUUUUUAAUUUUUUCACUGUUCUAGGAAUUGUGUUAAACUGAACACUGCAGGAUUUAUAACUAGGUGUUUGCUGCCUUUUCUUUUUUUUUUUUUAUUUCUUUAAAUCUAUCUUAAACUUUGGAUGACUGUUGGAGCAUUCUGAUGGUGGAUCUGCUGUUGGAAGUCUCCAAGCCUCCCAUGUUUCUAAUUUGACUUGAAAAGCUUUUGUUUUGUUUAUUUGUUUAAAACAAUGACACAAAUUAAUUGUGCGGAUUUCGGGUGGGAUUUGUUGUUGUGCUAUUUUGGGUGACUUAUUCUCCCUUUUUUUACAGAAAUGUGUUCUAACAGUUCACACUUUGUUACUGUUCUUUGCAAAACUUUUCAGGAGCCAAAAAAGUCAAACAAUCCAGAGAAAACCCCUUCUCCCCUUUCUGAUGGCAAGAGUGAGAACUUAUGAAAAAUCCUUGCGAAUGUUCCUUCCUAAACUUUUCCCCCCAGUAAUGCAAGCGGGUAAAAUGGUAAAUGCAGCAGUUUGGUGACAUCCAAAACCGACCUGUUGUCAGGUAAAUUGACACUUUUCUGCUCUUACUCUAACCUUCAUAAAUUUGCUAACUUGUCUGACUUCCUUUCUGCCCAUCAGUUCAUUUUGGUGAUACUUGUUGAAUGAUUUCUUUAACCGGAUUUAGAGAAAACCGUGCUUUGCUUUAUCUCCCCUCCUUACACUUGUUGACUUUUAGGAACCUGUCAUUGUGCUUUACUUUACUCAGGUGAGACAAAAGUGAGUCCCCCAUGCAACUGUAUGAGGGAUAGUUUUGUAAUACAUUAAUUCCACUUCCUCUUUAUCAUUUUUAGAUUGUCUUCAAAUAUAUUUUAGCUUAAUUUUUGAAAGAUACAUUGCUUUCCAUUUGCUAAGUGAACAUGAAAUAUAACUGCAGAAGUAAGUAAUUAGUAGGAAUGAAAUACUACUAGUAAGAAUGUUAAUUCUAUUAAAAUUCAAUAGAGCAGGAUCCUGUAAAGAGGAGAGAUAGAUGAAUAUGUGUGCUGCAGAAAAAGACUGUUGAGCUGAUGAUUUCUGUUUGUGGAGGAUGGAGUGACACAUUUUAUCUUGCCCUGACUGCUGUAUCAAAGCACUUGUGCAUUUUAUCCUUCUCUGGUAACUCUCUCCCUUAAUCUCAAACAAUGUAAAAGUACUGGAUACUUAAUUUUUUUUACUUAAUUUAAGGGGAGAAUCUUCUAUUUUACUCAGAGGUAAAAUAUCAGACAAUUGGAAUACCCUUCCAAGUUGAAGAAUAUUUACCUAUAAACAGGCUUUCAAGUUUCCUGAUGCAAUAUUAUGUUUCCUAAGACAUCUGUAAAGAAUUAGCACUUGUUUCAGAUUAUUUUUCUAUGUACAUUAAUUAACUCCUCUAUGCCAUCACAAAAUAGUCAACUUUUCAGUCUCAGUUUAUAUUUUCUUGAAAGAAAGCAAAGUUAUCAGCAAUAUAAUAAAUUGUAGCUUCAAAUUAAGGUGGGAGGGAAUAAUUUUAGAGCCAAAUUUUGCUCUCAAUUACACUGAGAUAAAACUGGAAUCACUCUGUAGAAGUCAGUGGAGUGAUAUCCAAUUUCAUUGGUAUAAUUGAGUGUAUAAUUUGUCUUUUAAUUUUACUUGCAACGUAAUUUUACAAACCUGUUAUACUUAUGUUUCCAAUGCUUUUUCCUUUCAGACACUCCCACUUCUUGCGUCUCAGCAUUGGGCAGGCCUAUUCCUUUAUUUGUGUAUAUUUUUGUGCAUCAGCUGCUAUAGGACACGGGUGUAACACUUUCAGGCAUGUGGUUGGGUGUCUUUUUGGGGUCUGUAAUAUUGUCUAAAAAUAAUUUUUUUUCCUCAGAUUUAUUUGUUAAUUCAUGUUGGAUCACAGUUUUGCAUCUCUAACCUGAUUUUAGAUAUAUAUUGUGUGAAGAGUUUUUUGAAAGAAAUACAGUACUAGUUCUUUGCAGAGUCUGCAAGUCAUCUUUGGUGGGGAGAGUUUACCAAAAUGUACUGCAUUUUGUAAUAGUUAAAGUUUUAAUAUUUAAUGUGGCUUGAAAGGUGGUUUUACAGAUGAUGCUUCUUCCUCUUUAUGGAAUGGCUUUCAAAGCCUUGUGUUGAUCUUGGUUGUGCCCAGUGCUUUGUGUAGCGUAUGGGGAAAUGCAGAACUUGAAUAGGCCAUGACUACUUAGACAAGCGAUGAUGAUUAUGUGCAUGCUGAACUAGAACUUCUUCUAUAUGCCCUUCUGCUGCAACAGAAUAUUAAAACUGGUAGGUGGCAGCAGCAGAAGACACUCAUGACUGUGACCUGAGAACCUCCAGUACUGGGAGAAAUGGAUUGCAAAAUACUAACUGGAGUAAGGGGAAUGGAGAAGAGAGGCAGAAUCCCUGAACUGUCCCUUUGAAUGGAAUCUAAGGUGUGUGGAAGAUGCUGGAUCACCAGGUGCAGAGAUUGAACUCUACCCACUGGAAAGGUUUUUCUACAGCAGCAGCAGGUCUUCUUUUGCCUCUCAUGGGAGCCCUUAGCCUUUUGAUAAUGCCUCCUUCACAAUGAAGGGAAGAAAGGAUGGAUCAGCAGGGAUGUGCAAUGGAGUGAUGUCCACAUGUGGUGUUAACAGUCUGUCCCACUAACUUGGAGAAUUGAAUAAAAAAGUUGAAUUGUAA